AUGGAACCCCCGGAAGAGGCCGAAGAGACACCGCAGACAAAGCUUGAGUCCGAGAAGCCUGCUCCAGUUUCUUCCAGGCCACCAACACCACCAUCAUUUGGACCGGCUUACAGCAAUUUCCAAGUUGACUCUUUUAAAUUGAUGGAGCUUCUUGGACCAGAGAAGGUUGAUCCUGCAGAUGUAAAGCUCGUUAAGGACAAGCUCUUCAGGUAUUCUACAUUCUGGGUGACCGAAGAAGAGCCUUUUGGAGACCUUGGUGAGGGUGUUCUUUUUGUUGGGAAUUUAAGGGGGAACAGAGAAGAAGUGUUUGCCAAACUCCAAAGUCAGCUGGUUGAGGUCAUUGGGGACAAGUACAACCUUUUUAUGGUGGAAGAUCCUAACUCAGAAGGUCCAGACCCACAUGGAGGGCCACGUGUUAGCUUUGGCCUGCUGCAGAAAGAAGUCUCAGAACCAGGGCCAACAACACUUUGGCAAUAUGUAAUAGCUCUCUUGUUAUUCCUUAUUACAAUUGGCUCUUCUGUGGAAUUAGGAAUUGCAUCUCAGAUCAAUAGUCUUCCACCAGAGGUGGUGAAAUAUUUCACAGAUCCAAAUGCAGUUGAGGCACCAGAUAUGGAGCUGUUAUUCCCAUUUGUUGAUUCUGCUUUUCCCUUAGCAUAUGGUGUGUUGGGGGUUCUGCUAUUCCAUGAAGUUGGGCACUUUCUGGCUGUAUUUCCCAAAAAAGUAACACUUACCAUUCCUUACUUCAUUCCUAAUAUCACCCUCGGAAGUUUUGGUGCUAUCACUCAGGUAUAUAUUAUAGACUAUGGUCUUGCAAAAAAGUAUAGCGAUCUUCAGACGUACAAGCACAUUCCAUACAGAGCUGAAAUGCAGCUGAUGGCUCCCUCCAUGGAAAACUUACUCAAGAAUCCUCCCCGAGUUAAAAGUGGAAAAAGGGGUCGAAGCAAAGAAGACGAAAGCAAAAUACCUCCACCUCCUCCCAAGACCCUCUGUGGUGACAUAUAUUAUUUUCAUCAUGUAGGGUCUGCUUGGAGUCUUCCAAUUUUUGGAGCAAAUCAAUGGCGUCUCAGCUGUAGUGAAAAGAGCAUGACUGAAGCUAAGAAAGCUCAAGGCAAGGCAAAGUGUAAAGUCCAAUCACUGAAGAAGGCUUUGGAAGAUGCUCAAAGCUAA
Humulus lupulus (European hop) is the source of this 1167-nucleotide messenger RNA. Its product is annotated as probable zinc metalloprotease EGY1, chloroplastic. Lineage: Eukaryota; Viridiplantae; Streptophyta; Magnoliopsida; Rosales; Cannabaceae. The transcript has 7 exons. The record is from RefSeq and is a predicted model, not a curated record. Bases 1 to 1167 code for a protein of 388 amino acids.